This is a messenger RNA of Toxotes jaculatrix (banded archerfish), 4898 nucleotides long. It is a transcript of the gene slc18a2, whose product is annotated as solute carrier family 18 member 2. Bases 110 to 1663 code for a protein of 517 amino acids. Gene Ontology annotation, biological process: xenobiotic transport; aminergic neurotransmitter loading into synaptic vesicle; transmembrane transport. Gene Ontology annotation, cellular component: synaptic vesicle membrane; terminal bouton. The transcript is spliced from 16 exons. The record is from RefSeq and is a predicted model, not a curated record. Gene Ontology annotation, molecular function: serotonin:sodium:chloride symporter activity; xenobiotic transmembrane transporter activity. NCBI's taxonomy places the organism in Eukaryota, Metazoa, Chordata, Actinopteri, Toxotidae.
ACAGCAUCCCCUCCUCCCAUCUCUGCAGCUGCUGUUGGCCCUUGUACAUCUAAGGAGGACUUGACAUCCGUCUGCUUUCUACCGUCUUGCUCCAUUCGGGACUAACAUCAUGGGGAGAUUAGAUGCGCUCCGGCAGUUUAAUUUGAUCAAAUGGCUCAGAGAGGAGAGACAGUCGAGGAAACUGAUUCUCUUCAUUGUUUUCGUCGCUCUGCUCCUGGACAAUAUGCUGCUGACAGUAGUCGUUCCCAUCAUUCCCAGCUACCUGUACAAUCUGGAUGAGACAGCAGACGUGGCGUUGAAGAACAACACCCUGUCACAGCAGAAUCCUCCAGGAGCCUUCAACAGCAUCGUGUCCUUAUAUGACAACACCGUGAGGUUUUCAGGCUUAAACACCACAGCCAGGUCUACUGAUCUGGUCCCUACAGCAACCACUACUGCAGAGCCGCCACGGAACUCCUCCGACUGCCCCCAGUCCACCAGCAAGCUGCUCAAUGAGAAUGUCAAAGUGGGAAUGCUGUUUGCAUCCAAGGCCACUGUACAGCUUCUUACCAACCCCUUCAUAGGGCCACUCACAAACAGAAUAGGAUACCAGUUACCCAUAUUUGCUGGCUUCUGUAUCAUGUUCCUCUCUACUAUCAUGUUUGCCUUCUCAUCGAGCUACGCUCUGCUGUUUCUGGCCAGAUCGCUUCAAGGUGUGGGCUCCUCCUGCUCAUCUGUGGCCGGGAUGGGAAUGCUGGCUAGUGUCUACACAGAUGAUGAGGAGAGAGGUCACGCCAUUGGGAUCGCCUUGGGAGGUCUGGCAUUGGGAGUGUUAGUUGGACCCCCGUUCGGCAGUGUGAUGUAUGAGUUUGUUGGGAAGACUGCUCCUUUCCUCAUUCUGGCUUUCCUGGCUGUGUUUGAUGGAGCUCUGCAGCUCUUUGUUCUUCAGCCCACCAAGGUUGAACCAGAGAGUCAAAAGGGGACCCCACUGUUGACACUGAUGAAGGAUCCAUACAUUCUAAUCGCAGCAGGUGCCAUUUGUUUUGGAAAUAUGGCCAUAGCCAUGAUGGAGCCAACGCUGCCAAUCUGGAUGAUGGAGACUAUGUGUGCCAGGAAAUGGCAGCUAGGCGUUGCUUUCUUACCAGCGUCGAUCUCCUAUCUUAUUGGAACCAACAUCUUCGGCACGUUGGCACACAAGAUGGGGAGAUGGCUCUGUGCUCUUAUUGGGAUGACGGUGGUUGGAAUCAGUGUAAUAUGUGUUCCAUUUGCUACAGACAUCUACGGUCUUAUUGUUCCAAACUUUGGUGUUGGUUUUGCUAUCGGCAUGGUGGACUCCUCUAUGAUGCCUAUAAUGGGUUACCUGGUCGACCUGCGGCAUGUGUCUGUGUAUGGGAGCGUGUACGCCAUCGCUGAUGUGGCUUUCUGCAUGGGGUUUGCUUUAGGUCCAUCCAUCGGAGGGUCCAUAGCUGAGAGUAUUGGCUUCCCCUGGCUGAUGACCAUAAUUGGAAUCGUGGAUAUUUUCUUUGCUCCUCUUUGCCUCUUUCUCAGGAAUCCACCAGGACAAGAAGAAAAAAUUGCAAUUUUGAUGGACGCCAACUGUUCAAUGAAGACGAUGUCCUACUCCACACAAGGGACGUAUUAUCAGGGUGAAAACAUGGAUCCAGAAUAUGACGAUUACGAUUAACAGUACACCAGCGAUGCAGGAUAAUCCUUCAGAGGAUCUAUUUUGUUGUACAAAAAAAAAAGGGAACACAAGAAAAAAAAAAAUAGCAAUGAAACAACAGCCAAGAUAUUUCCAUGUGAAUGUCCUGCGUUCAGUCUUCACUGUUCAGUGUCUUCUUAGCAGUUGUACUGGAGCAAACCAAAGUUGUUCUUGAUCUGUGGUUGCAAGCGCAUCGUGUGAGAGAUAUUUUUUUAGCCAACAGCCUUAUUCAAUAGAGAGAUGUGUCAGAAAGCACUUUUUUUAGACAGUAGGAGGGUGCUGAGCAACAAGAAUUUGGUGUGUACAUUGGUAGUAUAUUGGGUAAUUGUGUGGUAUGUCAAGAAACUGUUGUUUGUGUAAAAUCCAUGGAGAUUUGUUGGUCCAGUCUAUGGUCCCUUGUUUGCGUUGAUACAGUUCCAAAAGUAAAUACCUAGGACUCCUUGAACCCAGCUGUUCUGCCUCAACUGCUUUGGGAAGUCAACACGUUUGAGAAUAUAAAAAAAUAUAAAUAUAUAUAAUAUAAUAUAUUAAAAAAGAGUAUCACUACAGAUAAAUGAUGACCUCUUAAUAAAAACAGAACCCACAUUUUUUUUUUUUUUUUUUGUCGAUUUAAGACACAAAGAUCAUUUUAAGCUGCUGUUUGUUUAAAGAACGCAUCAGCAAAUUCAUUAUAUUAAGACAACAGGUAUACAGUAUAUAUCCACACUGAGUUCAUCGGUAUGACAAUAGGCUCGUGUCAUACUCACCAAUCUGCUGCUCUGGGUGUGUGUUUCCAGUCCCUUCCACUUGGAUGUUUUCUCAGUCCAUGUUUAGAUCAGAAUUAACUGGGGAACGAAAACUAUUUCUGAAAAACAGAUUAAAAAAGAAAACGGUGAGUAUGACGUGGAACAUGAUACUGGAUUGAACAUGUCAGUGUUGUAGUAGGUGGCAAGUAAAUGAAUCCCUCCUACGGUCUUUACUAGUGACCAGCCUUUUUUGUUCAUACUGGCCACAGUUACAUCUAUUAACUGGGACGAGGCGAUUGAAUACUGGCUUUCAGAACUCAGAUAAAAAAAGAAAAAAAAACUGCUACUGAGAGACGAACCUUUUGCCCUGUGUCCAUGAAAAGCAUCAAAUCGUAUCCCGAACCUUUGGAAGAAACGUGUUCCACACCACAUACUCAUACUUGUACCUGAUCAAGUUUGGACCUGGCUGAUUUGAAUACACUGAAGCUUCCACACAACCUUACACCAUCUUCGCUGCAGGCCUCUCGUUGUUAGUUAUUUAUGUAUUUUGGCUUUGAUAUCAAAAUAUACAGCAAGACUUCCUAAACAGACACUGAUCCCAUGUAGCGAUGCAUGUCUUGAUGCAAUCUAAGUCUCACAGCUGUCUGCGAAAACCAGGGUCUCUUUUACAGAGAUAUGGUUUGACAAAAGUCAGUAAUGUCAAGAUUCAGUCAAUGAAGAACUGAGGUUCAGAACUGAACCUGAAGCAAAAGAUCUGCAGGGAUUUCGUUUGCCUGCAUGGAAGGAUCUGAUGGUCACAAUGAUUCACUUUAUAAUUAACUGACUCGCUUCAGAAUGUUGUGCUUGUUACUGAUGGUCUGACUGGGCCUUGAUAGGGCAGCAAACGGCUGAUGCGUUCUAUCAUCAUCUGUGGAUUAAAACCCUGGGCCACGCCUUAAUCAGUGAUGUCACCGCAGGUGUUUUAAUUAGCUGUCAAGACAACACGUCUCACUGUUUUGACAUGACAGAAAAACAUACAAGUGUAUUUUAUAAUAUUAACAACAACUACACUCUGGAGAUCCAGCUCCAGAGUUCCUCACUGAUUCUUACUGGGACACUAAGUGGAACUGAGGGUAGGAACACACAGGAAAUAGCGAGCCAGGUUGAGCCACAGGUUUCCCCUCCAACAACACCUGUAGUAUGAAGGAUAACCUUCCAUGUGGAGUCCCUCAUGAGAAGCAGAAUACCCAGCGCUGAGGCAAAGUUCAAAUACAUGAGCUGUGACUUUGAAAGGGUCAAAACCGCGGCAUCGUAACAAAUCACACCUGACAUCUUUUUCUUUUUUUUUUUUUUCUUUUUGUAAAUAAGUUGUAAUUUGCAGCCUGAUCAGAUGCGCCCUCUGCUCUGAUCUGAAUCCUGACUCAUACUUGGAGCAGUGGCCGCAGCAGUUAACUGCCUGUUGAUUGACAGCUGGAUGGAUGUACCCACCAUGGAGAGACUGGGGGAGGUGUCAGCGUUUCCUGGUGACCUUGCUGCUUACUGUGUGUUUCUGCCCUGAGCCAUCAUUAAUGCUAUUACUUACACCUGUGCUCCCUUUGCUAUGACAAGUCAGAUUGUCUGCUGUGGAAAGUCUCUGUUGUCACAUGUGACACGUGAGCUGUAGAGGAGUAUUUCUCUGUCAGUACACACUGUACAUACACUCCAUUCAUACUGGGUCGCAGCAAUGUGCAUGAAGGGGAUAGUUUUUCAUGCCUGUCUCAUAUCUGUGUUGAAUAAUACGUAUCUGGAGCCUGCAGCUGCUUAACUUAGCUUAGCUUAGCACAAAGACUGGAAGCAGAGGGAAACAGCUAACGUGGCUCUGUCCAAAUGUAACACAAUUCACAUACUACGCCCUCCUAAAAUGUAAAAAACAACAAUUAGUGGUUUUACAGAGGCCUGGACAGAGCUUGGCUAGCUGCUUCCCUGCAGCCUUAAUGCUAACCUAAGCUAAGCGAAUGGUACCAGCUACAUGUUUACCAUGUGCAGCGUGUAUGAGCGUGCUCUCAAUCUGAACAUCAGACACUCAGUAAGAAAGCCGGUAAAACAUAUUAACCAAAAAAAUGUCAAACCAUUCCUUAGAGUAAAGGAACCAUUACAGGAGACUCUGUGCAUCUGUCAUUCAAUGUUCGGACUAUUUACAGAUUCCUUGUGAAAAUGUAAAAUAUUAAAAUGUAUUUGUUGUUUCCACCACAGCCUCUCAAACAACCCCACUAUCUAACCUCACUGAGUAUCUGCUUCAUUGUUGUUCACUUUAACAUAUCUGACUGGAUUCAUUCGUAUUCAGAGGUUUUCUUUCAUGGACAAUCAGAACAAACUGUACAAACUGAUUUACUCACAUUGUAUCUACACUAUCUGUCAUAUUAGAUGUCUCUGAUCUCAAACAUAGUGUUUACUCAAGACUAAUGUCCACAUUGUAGAUCAGGGUAACACAGUUAAUGCCAUUGUUUACCUCUUGUUCUCAGUGAUUAAACGUU